AUUUCCUCGAUAUUUAAAAUCGUAAACGCCAACGUGCACAACUGCACAUCAUCAAACAAAAACACUGCAGGCAGGAGUAAAAUAAGCGUAACAUCACCUAACUUAUUGGUCAGGCGCCUUCCACCAUUUCCUCUAAACAACACUCAACUCUUGACCACCUUCUAGUGCUGCUGCCAAUAAAACCCCCCUUUCACAAUCCCAAUUUUGUUACAUUUAUUUUCAAAAACCCUAAUUUUAUCAACUCAAAAUGACAUCUCUUCUAUCAUUUCAACCUAACCCAACUCUCUCCCCCACUACUUCCCUAACCCGAUCCGCUAUCCGCCCAUUUCUCCCUCACCGGACCCGUUUCGGGUCAUUCUCGCCUUACAGACCCUCUCCUCGCGGCACUAUCUGUGUGUCUCAGUUCGGGUUGGGUCAACUACCCGACCCGGAAACAGCUCAGGUUCUAAUUAAGGGCCUGUUUGGCAAAGCUGAAGGCUUUCUUUACACACUUGCUGAUGCUGCUGUUACAGCCUCUCCGGCUACCACUGAUCCUGUUACUACGUCAUCCAAAACCUCUGAUUGGUUUUCUGGGAUUAGCAAUUACAUGGAGACUGUUCUCAAGGUUUUGAAAGGUGGGCUAUCUACAGUGCAUGCUCCUUAUGCUUAUGGUUUCGCAAUCAUUCUGUUGACUGUACUUGUUAAAGCAGCUACCUUUCCUUUAACCAAGAAACAGGUGGAGUCUGCAAUGGCGAUGCGGUCUUUUCAACCUAAGAUUAAAGCUAUUCAGCAAAAGUAUGCUGGUGAUCAGGAGAAAAUUCAGAUUGAAACUGCUCGAUUGUAUAAAUCAGCGGGGAUAAAUCCCCUGGCAGGAUGCCUUCCAACACUUGCCACCAUCCCUGUAUGGAUAGGACUAUAUAGAGCUCUUUCAAAUGUUGCUGAUGAAGGACUCCUGACUGAGGGCUUUUUCUGGAUACCAUCCCUUGCCGGUCCAACAACAGUUGCUGCUCGACAAAACGGAAGUGGGAUCUCUUGGCUCUUGCCAUUCAUAGAUGGUCAUCCGCCUCUUGGAUGGUCAGAUACCUUUGCGUAUCUUGUCCUACCUGUCCUGUUAGUAGUUUCUCAGUACAUAUCUGUUCAAGUGAUGCAGACAUCACAGAGUGACGACCCAAAUCUGAAGACUUCUCAAGCCAUAACAAAGUUUCUGCCUUUGAUGAUUGGUUAUUUUGCUCUUUCAGUUCCUUCUGGGCUAAGCCUUUACUGGUUAACAAACAAUAUAUUGAGCACAGCACAACAAGUAUAUCUUCAAAAACUGGGAGGGGCAAGAAACCCUGCGAGUCAAUUCAGUGAUGAUAGUAUCACAAAAGAGCUAUUGAAAGAUCAGAUAUCUGCAAUUGAGACGACCACAACCAAGGUGGCAAUCAAAGAAGAAAAAAAGCAAACUCCAGAAGGACCCCGACCUGGUGACAGAUUUAAACAGUUAAAGGAGGAAGAGGCAAGGAAAAGAAAGCAAAGAGAGGAAGAAGCAAUGAAAGCUGAUAUAGUUGCAGAAUAUAAUGUUUCAGUAACGAAUGGCAAACUUGAGACAAAAACUAAUUCAGUUGAGUUUGAAGAUAGGAAAAUGGAAUCAUUUCAUGCUGAUGCUUUGUUGGCCACUGAGAAUUCUUCUAUAAACGACAAUCACUCCGAAGAGUUCAAGGAAAAUCAGGAUAUUUCAAGUCGGAGGACGGAAGAUGAUGAAAAUUCCAGUGAUAGAAGCUUUCGGAAGGAUGAUCAGCAGCAUCUACAUAAAAAUCUAAAAUAGGGAGAAGUGGUAGCUGCUAUAGGCAUGGGAGAAAAUAAACUUUCUGGUGACGAAUCAAAAGUUAGGAUAGAAGUUAAGUUGUCAGCAACAGAAGGUAAUGUUAUCAGUACGACUCCAAUAACAAGAUCAAGAUGGGAAGUCGUUUUGUAACAAGAGAAGAAGCAAAAUCAUGCCACGACAAACGUUACACUAGUACAUCAUUCAAAGAUCUCAUGUCAUAGAUGAAUUUUUUUAUUUUUAUUUUUUUUUACUUUGUUACCUUCAGCAGGGAUCUCCGCAAGUUGUAUAUUCACAGGCUGAAAUGUUGAGAAAUAGGAAAAUUUUGGUGAUUUCUCCCUUUGGUGUGGACCAUGCAGAGUCAAACCAAACAAUAUAUGAAAUAUGUGUGCAUAUUGAGACA
Messenger RNA from Daucus carota subsp. sativus, 2183 nucleotides. RefSeq names its product ALBINO3-like protein 1, chloroplastic. The record is from RefSeq and is a predicted model, not a curated record. NCBI's taxonomy places the organism in Eukaryota, Viridiplantae, Streptophyta, Magnoliopsida, Apiales, Apiaceae. Bases 248 to 1783 code for a protein of 511 amino acids. Gene Ontology annotation, cellular component: chloroplast thylakoid membrane. The transcript is spliced from 11 exons. Gene Ontology annotation, molecular function: membrane insertase activity. Gene Ontology annotation, biological process: protein insertion into membrane; thylakoid membrane organization; protein localization to chloroplast.